AUGCGGCUCUCAAGUCUGACUGGGCUCCUCUCUGCCGCCCUCUCCAUCUUGCUCUCUGCAGCUCCGGCCUCCGCCCAAAACUACCCACCUCCCGGCACCUGCCUCGGCAACUGCUACGCCCGCGACCCGGCCUUCAUCAAGCGCAGCGAUGGAAAAUACUUCCGCUUCACCACUCGCGACCUGAUCGGGAUCCAGACCGCCACCGACAUCCGCGGGCCCUGGACCAGCGUUGGGUCCGUUAUCCAGGGCCGCAGCAUAAUUAACCUCCCCGGCAACACGGAGCUCUGGGCGCCCGACAUCUCCCGAGUCGGCGACCUGUACUACCUCUUCUACGCGGUUAGCACGCUCGGCAGUAAGACCUCGGCGAUCGGCUACGCGACCUCGCCCAGCAUGGAGCCCGGCACAUGGACGGAUCGCGGCGCCGUGCUGACCAGCGGGCCGGACUCGCCGUACAACGCCAUCGACGCCAACCUGUACCACUCCGCGGACGGCAGGGAGCUGCAUCUCCAGUGGGGCUCGUACUGGCAGGGGAUCUACACACAGCCAUUGACCAUCUCUGGCACGUCGGUGACGCUCAGGGCCGGCACGAGUCCAAAGAACAUUGCGUACUUGCCUGCGGGCAACCAUCCGCAGGAGGGCGCGUUCGUGUACCUGCAGAACGGCGCGUGGUGGUUGUUCCUGAGCAGGGGAAGGGCCGGGCAGUAUGGCGACGACCCGGCCAACUUCCCCGUGGCCGACGCGUACAAGAUCUUUGUAUGCCGCGGGGACUCGCCCACGGGGCCGUUCUUUGGCAAGCUGGGCAGGUCGUGUCUCGAUGGUGGCGGGACCGAGGUGCUGGCGACCCAGGGGAACAUCUUUGCGCCUGGUGGGCAGGGCGUCUGGCAGGAUGACGUGCACGGGGACGUGCUGUACUAUCACUACUUCAACCGGAACAUUGGCUACGGCGACGGCGACGAAAGGUUUGGGUGGAACGUGCUCAAGUGGAUCGAUGGCUGGCCAGUGGCGGUAUGA
Molecule: messenger RNA, 1011 nt
Organism: Microdochium trichocladiopsis
Lineage: Eukaryota; Fungi; Ascomycota; Sordariomycetes; Xylariales; Microdochiaceae
Product: putative arabinan endo-1,5-alpha-L-arabinosidase A
Exons: 2
Coding region: 1-1011 (336 amino acids)
Biological process (GO): carbohydrate metabolic process
Molecular function (GO): arabinan endo-1,5-alpha-L-arabinosidase activity
Source: RefSeq, a predicted model, not a curated record